AAUGUCGUCGUCCUCGUGUCACUUCGAGUAGGAAAAAAAAAAAUCUGUGACGAGCGUUUUAGGGGCUUCUGCCACCAGCAAGUUCUCAGCCAUAGCUCCAUAACCAACUCUUCGCCCGUCAAUUUCUUCCUUCCACCAUCUUCCAUUUCCUUCCUCCAUACUCCAAUCCCUCACUGCCUCCUCACCACUCGCUUCUCCGAUUCCCCCAAUAAUGGCGUCAAUUUUCUUCUCACCUGCUGUCUCCUCCGCUUCCGCCCUCCCAAGAGCUUCCUUCCGACCUCGCUCCGACCUGCAUUUACAGCCCCGUUCGUGCCGGUUUGGAGUUAGAUGCAGUUAUGCAGAUGCGGGAGUGGGGGAUGAAUAUGCGCCAAAUACUAUUGAUGUAGUUGCGGAUGUUAGGAGUGAGAAGGUUGUGGUUUUAGGAGGUAGCGGAUUUGUUGGUUCUGCUAUAUGUAAGGCGGCAGUAUCCAAGGGCAUCGAAGUUGUUGGUGUGAGCAGGUCAGGUCGUCCAACCAUUACGAGUUCAUGGGUAGAUCAAGUUACUUGGGUUCCAGGAGAUGUUUUCUACCUCAAGUGGGAUGACGUACUUGUUGGGGCUACGGCAGUGGUCUCAACAAUUGGAGGUUUUGGCAGUGAGGAACAGAUGAAAAGAAUUAAUGGUGAUGCCAAUGUUGCGGCUGUUAAUGCAGCAUAUGAUUUUGGAAUUCCCAAGUUUGUCUUAAUAUCAGUCUAUGAUUACAAUCUACCUUCGUUUCUGCUUUCAUCUUCAUACUUCACUGGAAAAAGGCAAGCAGAAUCCGAGGUCCUCUCCAAAUUUCCAAGAUCUGGCGUUGUACUUAGACCUGCUUUCAUAUAUGGAAAAAGGAGGGUAGAUGGUUUUGAGAUUCCCUUGGAUUUGGUUGGAGAACCAGUUGAAAAGUUUCUGUCUGUCUUUGGAAACUUCAUCAAACCUCUAAGUUCCAUUCCUGCUUCCGACGUUUUUCUUGCUCCCCCCGUCAGCGUGGACGAUUUAGCACUUGCUACCAUCAAUGCGAUCACCGACGACGAUGUCUUUGGUGUAUUCACAGUUGAACAGAUCAAGGAAGCUGCAGCAAAAGUGAGAGCGUGACGUAAUCCUCUCUCAAUUUCUGCUGAAGAAACACAUCUAAUGGUUUGGAAAAUAUCAUAAUCAAAAUUAGCUUCUUUAGUCAUAGUUAUUUGAGGAUCAACCUACUUUUAUAGUACACUUAAAACAUUCUUCUAUAUUGCUAUAGUUUCAUAUAUUGAAAUAUAUCUUACCAGUAUUAUAUUCUUUAGUAUUA
This is a messenger RNA of Benincasa hispida (wax gourd), 1301 nucleotides long. Its product is annotated as NAD(P)-binding Rossmann-fold superfamily protein. Gene Ontology annotation, cellular component: mitochondrion. The record is from RefSeq and is a predicted model, not a curated record. Gene Ontology annotation, molecular function: protein-containing complex binding. Lineage: Eukaryota; Viridiplantae; Streptophyta; Magnoliopsida; Cucurbitales; Cucurbitaceae.